Eubalaena glacialis (North Atlantic right whale) is the source of this 1239-nucleotide messenger RNA. It is a transcript of the gene RAPSN, whose product is annotated as receptor associated protein of the synapse. The coding region runs from base 1 to 1239 and encodes 412 amino acids. The record is from RefSeq and is a predicted model, not a curated record. Gene Ontology annotation, cellular component: synapse. Gene Ontology annotation, molecular function: protein-membrane adaptor activity; acetylcholine receptor binding. The transcript is spliced from 8 exons. NCBI's taxonomy places the organism in Eukaryota, Metazoa, Chordata, Mammalia, Artiodactyla, Balaenidae. Gene Ontology annotation, biological process: chemical synaptic transmission.
AUGGGGCAGGACCAGACGAAGCAGCAGAUCGCGAAGGGGCUCCAGCUAUACCAGUCUAACCAGACAGAGAAGGCGCUGCAGGUGUGGACGAAGGUGCUGGAGAAGAGCUCGGACCUCGUGGGGCGUUUCCGCGUGCUGGGCUGCCUGGUCACGGCCCACUCGGAGAUGGGCCGCUAUAAGGAGAUGCUGAAGUUUGCUGUGGUACAGAUCGACACGGCUCGGGAGCUGGAGGAUGCCGACUUCCUCCUGGAGAGCUACCUGAACCUGGCGCGCAGCAACGAGAAGCUGUGCGAGUUUCACAAGACCAUCUCCUACUGCAAGACCUGCCUCGGCCUGCCCGGCACCAGGGCAGCCACCCAGCUCGGAGGCCAGGUCAGCCUGAGCAUGGGCAACGCCUUCCUGGGCCUCAGCCUCUUCCAGAAGGCCCUGGAGAGCUUCGAGAAGGCCCUGCGCUAUGCCCACAACAACGAUGACACCAUGCUCGAGUGCCGUGUCUGUUGCAGCCUGGGAAGCUUCUACGCCCAGGUCAAGGACUACGAGAAAGCCCUGUUCUUCCCCUGCAAGGCUGCAGAGCUCGUCAACGACUAUGGCAAAGGCUGGAGCCUCAAGUACCGGGCCAUGAGCCAGUACCACAUGGCUGUGGCGUAUCGCCUGCUGGGCCACCUGGGCAGUGCCAUGGAGUGCUGUGAGGAGUCUAUGAAGAUUGCACUGCAGCAUGGGGACCGGCCACUGCAGGCACUCUGCCUGCUCUGCUUUGCUGACAUCCACCGGAGCCGUGGGGACCUGGAGACAGCCUUCCCUAGGUACGACUCUGCCAUGAGCAUCAUGACCGAGAUUGGAAACCGCCUGGGGCAGGUACAGGUGCUGCUGGGUGUGGCCAAGUGCUGGGUGGCCAGGAAGGCGCUGGACAAGGCUCUGGAUGCCAUCGAGAGAGCCCAGGACCUGGCCGAGGAGGUGGGGAACAAGCUGGGCCAGCUCAAGCUGCACUGCCUGAGCGAGAGCAUCUACCGCAGCAGAGGUCUGCAGCGGGAGCUGCGCGCCCACGUCGUGCGCUUCCACGAGUGCGUGGAGGAGACAGAGCUCUACUGUGGCCUGUGCGGCGAGUCCAUAGGCGAGAAGAAUAGCCGGCUGCAGGCUCUGCCCUGCUCCCACAUCUUCCACCUCAGGUGCCUGCAGAACAACGGGACGCGGAGCUGCCCCAACUGCCACCGGUCAUCCAUGAAGCCUGGCUUUGUGUGA